This is a messenger RNA of Staurois parvus, 890 nucleotides long. NCBI's taxonomy places the organism in Eukaryota, Metazoa, Chordata, Amphibia, Anura, Ranidae. The record is from the annotation of a GenBank genome assembly.
UCACUGGAACUAUCCUUUCAGGCCGCCACAUCCAAAUCCAUGCCGCCUCACCGUCCGCGACAUCUCCAGAAUACGCCCCUUUUUAAACCAAUGACACCACAGAGCUCCUAAUUCACUCCCUGGUAAUCUCUCUCCUUGGACUACUUACUGCAACACCUCCUCAUUGGCUUACCUUUUUACAUUAGGGCCAUCCCCCCUCCAGUCCCAUCAGUGUCCUCCAUCCUCACUCUCUGCCUAAUCCCUCCACUGGCCGCCAUUCAGUGUCCUCCAUCCCUCUCUGCCAAUACCCUCCACUGGCCUCCAUUCAGUGUUCUCCAUCCCCUCUCUGCCAAUCCUCCACUGGCCUCCAUUCAGUGUCCUCCAUCCACUCUCUGCCACAAUCCCUCCACUGGCCUCCAUUCAGUGUCCUCCCAUCCUCUCUGCCCAAUCCCUCCACUGGCUUCCACUCAGUGAUGUCCUCCAUCCCUGUCAUGCCAAAUCCCUCCACUGGCCUCCACUCAGUGUCCUCCAUCUCCCUGUCUGGACAAUCCCCUCCACUGGGCCCUCCACUCAGUGUCCUCCAUCCUUCUCUGCCCAAAUCCCCUCCACUGUCCUCAGACUCUAGUGUGUCCUCCAUCCCCUCUUGCCAAUCCCUCCUUGGCUUCCACUCAGUGUCUCUCCCAUCCCUCUCUGCCAAUCCCUCUUCUGGCUUCCACUCAGUGUCCUCCAUCCCUCUCUGCCAAUCCCUCCACUGGCCUCCAUUCUCAGUGUCCUCCAUCCCUCUUCUGCACAAUCCUCCACUAGCCUCCAUUCAGUGUGUCCUCCAUCCCUCUCUGGGCAAUCCCUCCACUGGCCUCCAUCCCUCUCUGCACCAAUCCCUCCACUGGCUUCCACUCAGUGUCCUCCAGUUA